CCCAGCAUGACGAUGGUCGCACUGACUUGACAUCUUUCCCUUGAACCUCCUCUUACUCAUAACUUCAUACCGAUUCAACGCCACCCCCACCAGAUAACACCAUCUACAAUUACAACCCUCGCCUUACACAGAAAGGAGGACCAACACCCCGGACUCGCUGGCUCAUCACGAAACUUUCGCCUGUCGCAAGUCCGCCCAAACCCUUUGAACGUUCAAACCCCCGCCUUUCCUCCAUUUACUGAAGUCCGCCUAUUACGAAUUCCUGUCAUCGCAACUGAUCCUUCAUAUUGGGUUCCGGACUGCGUAAAAUCUCCCCUUCCGUGUGUGGGACUCCUCCCAACCAUCCCAAGGCUUCGGCCAUCCCGGCUGACACCGAUCGCUCCCGCGCGCGGUGGACGGGGUCUUGCUUAUCCCUGCUGGUCUGGGAUUGUGAGCACCACUCGUAACCAUGGGUGCAUGUUUUAGCAGCGAAUCCGAUGGGGAUGCGGAGCAGAAGAAGAGAAGUCAGUUGAUUGAUCGGAAGCUCGAGGAGGACUCCAGGCGGUUACGCAGGGAAUGCAAGAUUCUCCUGCUGGGCUCUGGCGAAAGUGGAAAGUCUACCAUUGUUAAGCAGAUGAAAAUUAUUCACCAAAAUGGCUACACCGUUGAAGAAUUGGCCCUUUAUCGCUUGACCGUCUACAAGAACCUUCUCGAUUGCGCCAAGGCGCUCAUCGAGGGAUACCGCCUUUUUAACCUCGAACCGUCGAGCCAAAAAGUUCAAGAUUAUCUCACCUUUCUCGACGAAUAUCAUGUCGAUGCGGAUCCCAAUAUGCCGUUGGAUGCUAAAGUUGGAGAUGCCGUGGCAUAUUUAUGGAAUGAUCCGUGCACAUCGACGGUUUUGGAACGUCAGAAUGAGUUUUAUCUGAUGGAUUCGGCACCAUACUUUUUUGAUGAAGCCAAGCGAAUAACGUCACCAGACUACAUACCAAAUGUUUCAGACGUGCUUCGAGCAAGAACCAAGACCACUGGUAUCUACGAGACACGCUUUACUAUGGGCCAAUUAAGCAUACACAUGUUCGAUGUGGGUGGCCAACGAAGUGAGCGAAAGAAGUGGAUUCACUGCUUUGAGAACGUAACGUCCAUCAUCUUCUGUGUCGCAUUGAGUGAAUACGAUCAGAUGUUGCUAGAAGAAAGCAAUCAAAAUCGUAUGAUGGAGAGCUUGGUUCUCUUUGAUUCCGUGGUCAAUUCCCGAUGGUUCAUGCGAACAAGUAUUAUCCUGUUCCUGAAUAAAGUCGAUCUAUUCCGGCAGAAGCUCCCUCGGUCUCCCUUGAGCAAUUAUUUCCCAGACUACUCUGGUGGAAAUGAUGUGAAUCGUGCCGCCAAGUAUCUCCUUUGGCGAUUCAACCAAGUGAAUCGAGCACACCUCAACCUCUAUCCACACCUUACUCAAGCAACCGAUACCACCAACAUCCGACUUGUUUUUGCGGCCGUCAAGGAAACCAUCCUACAGAAUGCUCUAAAGGACUCCGGUAUCCUAUAAUUGCUAGGCCAUCUACAUCAUUACGUUCGCCCUAUCAUCUUCAUUCCUCCCUACAA
This is a messenger RNA of Penicillium pulvis, 1575 nucleotides long. RefSeq names its product guanine nucleotide-binding protein subunit alpha gpaB (gene gpaB). Gene Ontology annotation, cellular component: heterotrimeric G-protein complex. Bases 449 to 1519 code for a protein of 356 amino acids. Gene Ontology annotation, biological process: adenylate cyclase-activating G protein-coupled receptor signaling pathway. Gene Ontology annotation, molecular function: GTP binding; G protein-coupled receptor binding; GTPase activity. The transcript has 6 exons. The record is from RefSeq and is a predicted model, not a curated record. NCBI's taxonomy places the organism in Eukaryota, Fungi, Ascomycota, Eurotiomycetes, Eurotiales, Aspergillaceae.